Messenger RNA from Effrenium voratum, 639 nucleotides. NCBI's taxonomy places the organism in Eukaryota, Dinophyceae, Suessiales, Symbiodiniaceae. The record is from the annotation of a GenBank genome assembly.
AUGUCUCGCUUGCGGGUGAUCCUCCGUGAUCGCGCGGUGCUGGUGACGCUCGGCGCAAACCUGGAGUUGCUCGACCUGCAGCUCGGAAGCGACGAGGCGGCGGCGGAGCUCGACGCCGUGCCCGGCUUCGCGGUGUCCCAGGCGGGGCGCGAGCUGACCCGCGCGCUGGAGCGGCAUGCGCUGGCGCACGAUGCGGCGGACAGCUUGCAGAAGCUCCUGAUCCGUUGGCGCAAGACCCGUCGCAGCGACCCCAUCCUGGAAGCCGUGGGUGCUUCUCGGCCGGGCCCCCGCGUCUUCGUGGAUCGAGUGGGGAGACGCAACCUGGCGGACCUGUCCUGGGAGGUUUUGGCCCCGGACGUGGCUGGGGGCUUCUUCGAGGUAGCGCUCUUUGGCUACGCGCCCCGGGCGGCCGUUUCCGCGUCCGCGUCGCCGCGGCUGCGGCAGCUGGGCAGCUUCCGAGUGCCGGGCAACUCCGCGGCGCGAGGCCACCGAUUGACUCGGCUGCAGCCGCAGCGGUGGUACCGGGUGCAAGUGCGCAGCGUGGGGCCGCGGAAGCGCUGGGUCUCCCAGUGGAGCGCUGAGGUGCCCUUCCGAACUCUGAGCACUUCCGCCGCCAAGGAGAGCAAGGGCUGCACGUGA